Messenger RNA from Electrophorus electricus (electric eel), 2576 nucleotides. RefSeq names its product calcitonin receptor-like a (gene calcrla). Gene Ontology annotation, cellular component: plasma membrane. NCBI's taxonomy places the organism in Eukaryota, Metazoa, Chordata, Actinopteri, Gymnotiformes, Gymnotidae. The record is from RefSeq and is a predicted model, not a curated record. Gene Ontology annotation, biological process: cell surface receptor signaling pathway; angiogenesis; adenylate cyclase-activating G protein-coupled receptor signaling pathway. Gene Ontology annotation, molecular function: calcitonin gene-related peptide receptor activity; adrenomedullin receptor activity; calcitonin receptor activity.
AAUAAAUAUAUACUUAUAUAAACUUACACCACCUUUUUGGUAGUGCCUUGUCAUUAAAUAUUCAUUACUUUGUGGUGUUUAGCUAAAUGUGUGGUUGUAAUUACCCCUCUCGUUAAUUAUUAGUAUAAUUAUGAUUAGUAGGCAUAUUAGUAUUCAGACCGAACUAGUGUAAUUUCUUUCCAGAAGGUGGCACUGUCACAACAGCUAUGGAAUAGAGAUUUUUUUUCAUGAGAUUUUCGACAGUACCUGUCAUUAUUAUAUAUAAUUUGCUUUUCAUAAAUAUAAUUUAGCAUGUUUAUAAUUUAAUAUUUUCUGUUUAUGUGCACUGAGGUAUAGCGGAGCUCGUUGAAAUGUGGCUUUUUCAAAAAAGACUCUGUUCCUGAAGCAGAAUAUGAUAGGCUAUAAAGGUAGUUUGAGGAGCUACUAAUUUUUCUUUUUUUGUGAAGACAUUUCUUGGCCGUUUUGGACUCAUGGCCGUGGGCGUUUGGUCCAGGGAACACCAGCGCUGGGUUCAUGUGGAGCUCGGCAGUGCGGGGGCGGAGAGAAGGUGUGACGCACUAGGAAGCUACUACGGCGGGUCUCGUACAACCUGACAGCGCUGUAGGUUCACAUCUGUACGUGCUGGAUACGCUUCGCUUCGGCAACAGAUAGCAGCGCGCCAGCCUCGCUCGGGGAGAAGCGCUUUGAAGCGCGGCGCAUUUGCUGGACAUCGGGAAAGUGCGCACACUUAUGUUUGAGAAUCUGCACUCAGUUUAAUUUAAUUUUGGAUUUUACCUAAGAUCAAUAGCAGUCUGGAGAUGCUGAAAAACAGGACUGAUCGGCACUUGGUGGCUUUUCUGUUUCUUCUGGGGAACGUGGGAGAGGUCACUGUGUUGGCCAGCCCUGAAGUAAAUGACAGCCAGCAAAUCCCUCAGAACGUGUACCAUGACAUCAGCAUCACCAGGAACAAGAUAGUGACUGCACAGUUUGAGUGCUAUCAGAAGAUUAUGAAGGACAACAAUCCUGUCAGAAAUGCCGGUCCGGUUUGCAACCGCACGUGGGACGGAUGGCUGUGCUGGGAUGACACAGAUGCCGGCGUCACCUCUCACCAACACUGCCCGGACUACUUCCACGACUUUGACCCUUCAGAAAUUGCCACUAAGAUCUGUACGCAGAAUGGCCAGUGGUUUUUGCAUCCUGAGAGCAAUAGAACCUGGACAAAUUACACCAGAUGCAAUGAGCACACUGACGAGGUUAGAAUGACUGCAAUAAACCUGCUCUACUUGGCCUUAAUAGGACAUGGGCUAUCGUUGAUCUCCUUGUUUAUUUCACUUGGCAUAUUCUUCCAUUUUAAGAGCUUGAGCUGCCAGAGGAUAACCCUGCACAAGAACCUCUUCUUGUCCUUCAUCUUGAACUCCAUCAUCACUAUCGUCUCUUUUACGGCAGUGGCAAACAACCAGGAGUUAGUGCAGCGCAAUCCCACCAGCUGCAAAGUCUCCCAGUUCAUCCAUCUUUAUCUCUUUGGAUGCAACUAUUUCUGGAUGCUGUGUGAAGGAAUUUACUUGCAUACACUCAUCGUGGUAGCUGUGUUUGCAGAAAAGCAGCAUUUAAUGUGGUACUACCUCCUUGGAUGGGGUUUCCCACUCAUACCAGCUACAAUACACGCCAUAGCCAGAAGUUAUUAUUACAAUGACAAUUGUUGGAUCAGUUCUAAAACAUCGUUGCUGUACAUUAUCCAUGGCCCAAUCUGUGCAGCUUUGUUGGUCAAUCUCUUUUUUCUGCUCAACAUCGUGCGCGUGCUCAUUACCAAGCUGAAGGUGACCCAUCGGGCAGAGUCCAGUCUCUACAUGAAAGCGGUGAGGGCCACUCUCAUCCUGGUGCCUCUGUUGGGCAUCCAGUACAUCCUCCUCCCAUAUAAACCUGCAGGACGCAUCUCCUCAGAGAUCUACGACUAUGUCAUGAACAUCCUGAUGCACUAUCAGGGACUGCUCGUGGCAACUAUAUUCUGCUUCUUCAAUGGGGAGGUGCAAGGUGUGCUGAGGAGGCACUGGAACCAGUAUCGCAUUCAGUUCGGAAGCACCCUCAACCAUUCGGACGCCCUCAGGUCAGCGUCCUACACGGCUUCCUCCAUUACGGAGGUGCAAGGUUGCUAUAGCAUCGACGGCCACAGUGAACACUUGAAUGGCAAGAGCUCUCUCGAUGCUGACAACGCUGCGCCAAAGUCCGAGAAUUUCGCAUGAGCCCACCGACGUUCAGCGCACAACUAGUUAUCAUGACGAGAGUCAACGUGAAUUGACAUUUACCGAGAACUUGAUGCCAAAGCACAACAGAGCGUGACGGAAGUGAUUCCCUGUUCUCACACUGAAAACUACCUUGUUACCUUACGCAGGGGACACGCCAAUAAAUGCACACGAAUGUUCAGUCUUCUGCCACCUUGGUAAGACAUUUUGGGCAUAAACAAAUUAUGAUCCUCCACACAAGUAAACUGCACUUGAUUUUUACCAGGUUGAAAUCCACAAUUGUGACUUCUACUGCCAACAUUAAACUGUGCUGAGAUGGGCUGUACCAAGUGACACAAAAUAUAGUUACAUUUUUAA